Molecule: messenger RNA, 1053 nt
Organism: Ctenocephalides felis (cat flea)
Lineage: Eukaryota; Metazoa; Arthropoda; Insecta; Siphonaptera; Pulicidae
Product: homeobox protein aristaless-like
Exons: 4
Coding region: 202-1053 (283 amino acids)
Biological process (GO): regulation of transcription by RNA polymerase II
Molecular function (GO): DNA-binding transcription factor activity, RNA polymerase II-specific; RNA polymerase II transcription regulatory region sequence-specific DNA binding
Source: RefSeq, a predicted model, not a curated record
CGCGACAAAUUAAUUGUACAACUACUAGUUUAAAUAGAAUUUUAUCGAUUUUUUUGAAGUUUUGUAUUGAAGAGGUAUUUAUUGAAUUAUUUUUGCACAUGUACAUAUAUAAAAAUUAUAUAGCAACAGCUCAUAUUUCUCUCAAUUUCCAAUUAAUUGCAAUUUCUAAUUAAUAUUUUAUUUUUCCCAGAUAGCGGAGCAAUGGGCAUCAGCCCGAAUCCUUUACAACAAAGAACACCUUCGCCCCCUGAUUUGAAACCAGUAACAGCACCGCCUCCAGGAUCCCAAAUGUUACACGUACGACCUCCAUCUUCGCUUCUACCACCCUCAUCGUUGUCAAUUACGGCGAUGGUGGGUACACCCCCAAUUCUGAGUCAACAAGGCCCCCAUCAAACGACAAGCAUCAGUCCGGGCCCCAAUAAUAGAUCUCCGAGUCCCACCCCUAGUGAUGAUGAUGAUCCGACUGCUCCAAGAAGGAAACAGAGAAGAUAUAGAACUACUUUUACCAGUUUGCAGUUGGAGGAGCUGGAGAGGGCGUUUUCCAGGACACAUUAUCCUGAUGUUUUCACAAGGGAGGAAUUAGCUAUGAAAAUUGGUUUAACCGAAGCUCGUAUUCAGGUGUGGUUCCAAAACCGUCGUGCAAAAUGGCGCAAGCAAGAAAAAGUCGGUCCUCAGGGUCACCCCUUUGCGUCCUUCGGAGGUCCAACUGGCACGCCACUACCCUUAGGCGGCCCGCACGCUUACUUCCCUCUCCGCAAAAGUCCUUUGGAACAUCACAACGCUGGAUUGGGAUAUUUGUCGCAGUAUCGCCAUCCCCCACCACCGCCACAGUUAUACCCACCAGGUUUCGAAUCACUAUUAGCAAAUAUGGGGGCAAGAGUUCCAUUGGGAGAUGGUUCUCCACGUAGUACAUCACCAGGAUCGGCAGAAGGUGCUUCGCCGGAUCCUAGAUCGAAUAGUAUAGCGGCCCUAAGACUGAAGGCUCGGGAACAUGAACUGAGAUUGGAGAUGCUGAGGCAAGGAUCUGCUUCGGCGGGAGACAUUCUGAGUUAG